GGAGAGGCGGGGUGGCCGGGCCCGGAGCAGGAGUCCGCGCUUCUUGUUGUUGUUGUCCCACAGCCCCGGCGGCUCUUUACUCGCUGCUUUCUGCGCCGCCAUGUCCAACCCUCACGACCCGUCGCAGCACAACAACAACAACAACCCGCCGGCUGAGGGGACGCACACCGAGCCGGGCCUCAACAGUUCCUGGGUGGAGCUACAGAUGAACGGCAAUGGCAAUAGCAAUGAUAAUGGCAAUGGGAAAAACGGGGGUCUGGAACACGUCCCUUCCUCAUCCUCCAUCCACAAUGGAGACAUGGAAAAAAUCCUCCUGGAUGCCCAGCACGAGUCAGGACAGAGCAGUUCAAGAGGUAGUUCCCACUGUGACAGCCCUUCACCUCAAGAAGAUGGACAGAUAACUUUUGAUGUGGAAAUGCACACAAGUAAAGACAGUAGUUCUCAGUCUGAAGAAGAAGCGGUAGAAGCAGAGAAAGAGUUGGAAGUCUUGAAGAAAAGUGCUGGCUGGGUGUCAGACUGGUCAAGUAGGCCUGAAAACAUUCCUCCCAAGGAAUUUCAUUUCAGACAUCCUAAACGUUCAGUGACUUUAAGUAUGAGAAAAAGUGGAGCAAUGAAAAAAGGUGGCAUCUUCUCUGCAGAAUUUCUUAAGGUUUUCAUUCCAUCUCUGUUCAUAUCUCAUGUUUUGGCUUUGGGGCUAGGCAUCUACAUUGGAAAACGCCUGACCACACCUUCAGCCAGCACUUACUGAACGACGGAGCGCAAAACCUGGGAAUCCACGUGACCUGUGAAGGUGUUACUGUCUCAUUUAGUACAUUUUGACUUGAGACCAUUUUAAGCAUGACCCUGAGUUCACCCUUUCCUUACAUAUCCAGGUUUUCACUAACUCUGGAAUUCAGUAUUGUGUUGGAACUCUGUUGAGGUGUUUUCGCUAUCCACAUUCUUUCCCUCUGUUCUCCCAUCCCCCUGCCUCUUGGCCUGCAAGACACGUCAGAGUUGCUGAACGGAGUUUACAACUUGUCUAUAUGUUGCAAGGGCUUCUCUCGAUGCAAAAUGCCACCAGCAAGUAUGCUGUUGCCUCCUUAGUGCAACCUGACUUAAAUUGCAGUUGUGCAUGGUGUAAAUGUUGGCUGUGUUACGGUGAUAACAGUCUCUUUGGAGGGAAGUUAUUGAUUGGAGUGAAAAGGAAUUUCUCUUCUGCAGAACAAGCUGGUUGUGAAAUAAGAAAUGACUGGCAAUAAAAAAGUUGAAAUCAGCUUUGGGGGGAAUUUACUCAGCCCCUUGUAUUGACUAACACCAUAUGGUUUGCAGGAGGCAAAGACUGCAUAAAUUUUAAAGAGGAUAAUUAAAUCCAUCAGCAUAUUUUAAUAUUAGGUAAUUGUUGUAUUCUUGUCUUUUCUAUGAAGUCAGUUCCUUAUUCCUCGUAGGAAAACCUGUCUGAGGCCUAGAAGGUAUUAGAAAAACCGCAUUGUUUGCAUGUGAAGAAGCUUUUUCUGUUCCUUACCUGCUUCCUUAAGGGAAAAUUUUAAAUGUGAAAUUUUCCUGUUACAAGUAGUUCUAAGUUAAGGAAAAACCCAACAGCUGUAGGUGUAGUUAGACUCUGUACAGAAGGCUAUGAUUCUGUUUGUUGUGGAACCAUUUACAGUGAGAACAAUACGGCAGUUCCAGAAAGCGCUCAACUUACCUUCAAGGGGGACAAUCUCGCAGGUACAUCAAGACCCAGAAGUUGUAAAGCUCUGAAAUGUCUUCUGCAAAUGGAGUUUUCAAUAUUCCCCUCUCUCAUUGUUUACUGUACAAUCUCCUCCCGGGGAUACGUGGAACCUGCAAGUCAUUCGUGAUGUCUCAUGUUAGGGUAGACUUCUCACUCAUGUUGUUGAACUUUUACCUUAGGGAGCGUUAAAGCCUUGUCCUCCUUCAGUGACACUUCUUUGCAAAAUGUGAAGCUUUAGUACCAAAUUGUUACAAAGCAUUGGGACAGUCGUGUCCUUAAAUAGAUUUUAUUGGAUUUCAGAACAUGUAGGAUGACUCUGAAGGACAGAAUACUCUUUUUUUUAUAUAUAUAUAUGAAUAUAUUAAGAAAAAAUAAAGAUAGACUUUAAUACUAAGGAUUUAGGGAACCAAUCCUAAUUUUAAGACUAGCAAAAAUCUCAUUUAAAUGAAAACUUUAGUAGGCUGACUUGUAGAAGAUAAGAAAAUACAGUCAGCCAGUUUGGAGAGAACAGCUACCUGUAACUGUUUGCUUGCAUCAGGCUUUACGAAGCUGAUUGAUAACAGCAGCAAUCGCUUGAAACAGUUGAUGCACAGAAGCUAAAUCCCAGCUGAGAUUUGGUUGAAAAGGAAGUUAAAAUGAGGGUAAAUCCACUGUCCAACUGUAUUUAUUUGAAUUCUCUACUUCUAAGUGCUGUGAGAGAAUGCUUUCAGGGCGAAAGGACAGUCCAACAAAAACUUCUCUGGAAGACAUGUGCUUGCUUUCUUUUGGUUGUGAAUGCUGGUGGCGCCUGAGUUGCCUACAGCUGCGUAUCUGUGCUGUGCGUGGCUAUUGGGUUUCACCCAAAGGUGGGGGAGGGAAGGGGGAAGUGGUAAUGGGUGUUUUAGAUACUAAAUACAUAGUUUUACAGUCCUUAGAAACCGAAGGGACCAGAGAAAUGCUGAAACGCUUUCAGUUCUAGCUGCAGCACCUUGCUCUCUAUGGAGGUUGGCGUAGUGGAAAGAGAGAUCUUUAUGAAGUAGGGAAUACCUUUUUCAAAGAAACCCCCCCAAAAAGUCCUUUUCUAAACAAAAAAAAAAAAAAGGUAAUUCUUCAGAAUAUCUGAUAAACAAGUUGCAAGCUUGUGGCUAGAGUUUCAGUGAAGCUUAUAAGAUUUGAAGGAGCUGUGAACGUUAGGCUUGUGAAAACUGUAGAUGAGGAAUGGAUAUGGGAUGACUGUAACACUUGCUGUGAUACAAAGCAGUAUUUAUUGAUACCCUGUUAUAAGCUUUGGAUGAAAGUCUACGACUUCUAGUUUUACAAUGAACAGAAACAGAUUGUUGUGUAAUUUGAAAAGGGGUUUCAACUCCUGACAGUUGAAGUUUUGUAAAGAGAAAUGUUGUUUAAAAAGCUUUAUACCCGUUUACAGUUUUUUGGGGGGAAAAAAAACCCACAAACCAACCAUAAAUGCAGGCUUCAUUUUUCUUACAUUCAGUGACAACUGGCCUAGAAUAUUUGUAAAUAGGUUCAAGAAAAAAAACCAAACCAAUGCAUAAACUCGCACACAAGAUGCAGCAGGCUGGCUGCUCUGCAGCACAUUUCCUUCCUGGUUGGAAAAAGCAAAAGCUGAAGCUUGGUAGAAAUCAAAAUGUUGUUUUUUAAUUGACAUUUGUUGAAACAUUGGAGUUAACUGAGCCAAAGUGACGAUGAGUUCUUCAUAAAUUAGUUAGCACUUUGUAACAUUAUAUACAGUUUACAUGUAUAAGUUGUAGCUUAUAAACAUUUUGUGCCAUUAAAGCUCUCACAAAACUGGUUGUCUGAA
Messenger RNA from Colius striatus (speckled mousebird), 3506 nucleotides. It is a transcript of the gene BNIP3L, whose product is annotated as BCL2 interacting protein 3 like. Lineage: Eukaryota; Metazoa; Chordata; Aves; Coliiformes; Coliidae. Gene Ontology annotation, cellular component: nucleus; mitochondrial outer membrane; mitochondrial envelope. Gene Ontology annotation, biological process: defense response to virus; positive regulation of apoptotic process; mitochondrial outer membrane permeabilization. The record is from RefSeq and is a predicted model, not a curated record. The transcript has 6 exons. Bases 101 to 748 code for a protein of 215 amino acids.